Molecule: messenger RNA, 1604 nt
Organism: Eucalyptus grandis
Lineage: Eukaryota; Viridiplantae; Streptophyta; Magnoliopsida; Myrtales; Myrtaceae
Exons: 3
Coding region: 1-1266 (421 amino acids)
Source: RefSeq, a predicted model, not a curated record
AUGGACAGCAAGGACACUAGAAUUGCAGCCAUGGCAACGAUGGAGAUCCACCGGCAAAUUCUCUCAGCGAAACCCACCUUAUUGCAGUGGAUCAACAGCAGCGAAACAAAAGCGGAUGCGAAGGCGAGCAUGAUGGACAAGGCUAGCGACCUGAAGAUAGACGAGUCUCGCCUGAGGAUGGACGUCGGAACAAGGGUAAGGGCGUUGCCAGUUAGAAAGGUAAUUUCGAGUGACUUUCCACAAAGGACCCCCAUUUGCUUCUCUGGCGUAGAAGUAGAAGCGACACUCUGUGUGGAUUCCCCCCAAGGGGAGGAGAAGAAGCUUCAGCAGAUCCCACAUUUCAUCGGGGAGAAGAAGCUUCAGCAAAUCCCACAUUUCAUCGGGAUGAACACCUUCGUCUCCGAGUUCGAUUCCGAAGGGGGAUCAUCCAGGGUUUACGCAUGCAUAACCUGUGACCGCCAAUUCCCUAAGCCAGGCUUCUGUUACUGUGACCGUAAGUUCAAGCUGAUCAUAGAUGGUAGAUUGGAGUUGGUCCCUGACCCAAUUACGUCAAAUCUUUCUGGUGGAGGCAUGAGGUCAAUGCACAAUCACAGCUCUAGUGGCGAGAUCAUUGGCUUUGCUCAUGAUGACAGUGAUGCUGAUAACGAGAUGGGAAGCAUGCACUCCCCGGACCACACACUCCAUCACCGUGCGCCGAUAGUGACAAUGUCCAAUGUGUCGGAUGAGCAGACUGACCUAUCCGAUUCUCCUCCAACUGCCAAGUCCUCUAGGCCGUUGCAGCUACUCUGGGAGCUUCAUGAAAAAGAAAAAGAAGACCGUCGUGAUCACGGUGAGCCGAGUUGGGUGCUCAAUGUGCCUUCUAAACACAGUGAUGUCAAGACUGGAGGCACGAACUCUUCAGGUCGUGUUCAUGGUGGGCCGGCACUAGCGCUCUGGGGAAAAUCCUCACCCCAGGGUUUUGCUAGGGAUAUCGAGAUGGAAAGCAUGCACUCCUCGGGUCAAGUUCAAGGUGAGCUGGCAUCGGUGCAUUCCUCCUCCUAUGAUUAUGCUCGUGAUACUGAGAUUGAAUCGGUGGACCCCCUUCCUCAUGAAGACACUUGGCAAAGAUCGGCCUGGCAAAGAUCGGCCGCCAUGAUAGAUCCGAUGUUCAGCGUGAUCGUUCAGGGUGCUGGUUCUCUCUGGCUUACCAAAAGAGCGACGGUUCUUCGCCAGCUAAGGACUUUCUGCUUUACGUCCUUGUGUUUGUUUAUGUGGUCGCGUUCUUAGCUGCUCUUGGAGACAAAUUCUCCUCCCGCUCCAUAAUGCGAGUGAUCGCAUUAAUGGCCGCCGCGCUGGCCUUUCUGAUGACCAUGACUUUAGUGGUCAUGUGAUCGGUACAUCCAAAUCGAUCUCUUCUUUUUCUUCUUCUUUUUGUUGUUUAAACGAUAAAUUCGUUGAUUGUACGAAUUUUCUUUUUUUUUUUUUUGGUAUAUAAUGUAAGUUUAGAGAAAUCCCAAGUCCUUUCUGUUUUGUGGAGGGAGAAAUGUCUCUCAAGUUCCGUAAGCUCCUCUUUUUUUCUUUUUUUGUUGGGAGAAAAUUCUGUAAAUUAAUCGCUCGUUGUCAAA